AAGCUACUACUUUUUUAAGUGGUAGUACUUAUAUGAAUCUUAGUUUAAUGUAUUCUAUGAUUUUUAAAUUACAAAUAAUAUUUAGUAAUGAAGAUUUAUUAACAAUAAAAGUUGUAGAUCUCAUUAUGGAAACAACUAUAUUAGAUGAUGAAAAUGAUGAAUAUAAAAAAGAGUGGAUUAUUCAAUUAAUUCAAAAUGAAUUAAAAAACAAUUCUACUAAUAAUAAUAUAAUUCCUUUAAAUGAUAAUUUAAAUAAAGAAUAUAAUAUUCAAAAUAUUG
This is a messenger RNA of Funneliformis geosporum, 279 nucleotides long. The record is from the annotation of a GenBank genome assembly. Lineage: Eukaryota; Fungi; Glomeromycota; Glomeromycetes; Glomerales; Glomeraceae.